This is a messenger RNA of Beta vulgaris subsp. vulgaris (sugar beet), 2908 nucleotides long. Its product is annotated as wall-associated receptor kinase 5-like. Gene Ontology annotation, cellular component: plasma membrane. The coding region runs from base 274 to 2562 and encodes 762 amino acids. The transcript is spliced from 4 exons. Gene Ontology annotation, molecular function: protein serine/threonine kinase activity; ATP binding; calcium ion binding. Gene Ontology annotation, biological process: protein phosphorylation; cell surface receptor signaling pathway. The record is from RefSeq and is a predicted model, not a curated record. NCBI's taxonomy places the organism in Eukaryota, Viridiplantae, Streptophyta, Magnoliopsida, Caryophyllales, Amaranthaceae.
AAUACUAUAGAGGCGUUCAAUCACACAGAUAAACCUUCUCAAACGGAGGAAAAAAAAAACUUGGAAUAACUCUAUUCAUUAAAAAGGAUUGAUGUAAUCAUGAUUCAUCCAUUACGCUAAGUUCCUUGUAAGUUGUAACUAAAAGAAAAAGUCAGCUUCAAUUAUUCCACGCCGACCUCAUGUUUUAAGUAGUUCAAUACUUCAUGCCAUCAUGCUGCUAUCUUUCCCUCUUAUCUUAUGGUUGACUUCAAUUGUCCCUAAGACAGACUAGAAAUGUCUAAGAUACGAGCUCUCCCUCUUGUUUUCUCAUGGCUUUGGCUAAGUUUAGCCGUCACUACAUCCACCACCAGCCCUAUAGCGAAGCCCGGUUGCCCGACGAGGUGUGGAAACGUGAGUAUUCCAUACCCGUUUGGUGUCGGCCUAGAUGGGGCAUGUUCCCUAAGUAGUUUCUACAACAUAAACUGCAACACUUCCUUUAACCCGCCAAAACCCUUCUUGGGUACGGGUAACCUUGAGAUCAUGGAUCUAUCCGGUAACGGUCAAAUGCGAAUAAGAAACUAUUUGGCAACUGGAUGCUACGAAGGAGGUGAGAUUGAAGCACCCAGCUCAUCCUCCGAUUUGGCAUGGAUAAAUCUCAGUUCUCUACCACUUGUGUUUUCAGACACCGCCAACAAGUUCACCGUCGUAGGUUGCGACGACCUCGCUUUGAUCAGAGGUACGUUGGGGCGUUCUUUCACAAGUGGGUGCCUUGCCGUGUGCUCGAGGCCAGACGAGGUGCUUAAUGGUACGUGCUCGGGGACAGGUUGCUGCCAAAUAUCUAUUCCAAAAGGGUUGAAAUUUUUCAUAGCAGUAGUGUCUAGCUUGAACAAUCAUACCAAUGUGUCGGACUUUAAUCCAUGUGGUCACGCUUUCUUAGGAGAGCAGGACAAGUUCACCUUCAAUCUUGCUAACCUUUCUGACCCAAUGUUUGUUAACAAUGUGAGGGAUGAAGUUCCUGUCGUGCUUGAAUGGUUUGUUGGUGCUAAUCAGACUUGUCGUCAAGCCAAGGAGAAUCCGGGUGCUUAUUAUGCUUGCCAGCCGAAUAGUAAUUGCACCGAUUUUGAUGAUGGACAAGGAUAUCGUUGCACUUGUCGUCCUGGUUAUGAGGGUAACCCUUACCUUAGUCCUGGCUGUACAGAUAUUGAUGAAUGUGCUAGUCCAAUCAAGCCUUGCUCUCACUACUGUACCAACACCCUUGGUUCUUACAAAUGCUCUUGUCCUAAAGGACAACGCGGUGAUGGUCAGACGAACGGCGCCGGGUGUACUAGAGGUCACUCCCAAUUUAUUACGAGGCUCAGUUUAGGUAUGAGCUUUGGCUUCUUAUUCUUGCUUAUUCUAGCGACUUGGAUAUAUUUUAGCAUUAGACGAAAGAAGCUUAUAAUAAUGAGGGAGAAAUUCUUUGAGCAAAAUGGAGGAAUCCUAUUGAAACAACAACUAUCUCAGAAAGGAGGGGCAACAGAGUCGUCGUCCAAAAUAUUUUCUGCAGAUGAGUUAAAAGUCGCAACAAAUAAUUUUAGUGAAGAUCGUAUUUUAGGCAAAGGUGGUUAUGGCACAGUAUACAAAGGAGUUUUAAGAGACGGUCGUGAAGUUGCAAUUAAAAAAUCUAAAGUUGCUGAUCAAUCUCAAGUUGAGCAAUUUAUCAACGAAGUAGUUAUUUUGACACAAAUCAACCAUCGAAAUGUGGUGAAACUACUAGGAUGUUGUCUUGAGACCGAGGUUCCUCUACUGGUAUAUGAAUUCAUCUCUAAUGGUACUCUCUUUGAACAUAUCCAUAUAAAUAAGGGUAUCGCAUCUUGGCUAACUUGGGCAAAUUGCAUUAGACUUGCCUCGGAGGCUGCUGAUGCUCUUUCUUAUCUUCAUUCAGCUGCAUCAAUACCAAUAAUUCACAGAGAUGUUAAAUCGACCAACAUACUACUAGACGAAAGCUAUACAACAAAAAUAGCCGAUUUUGGCACCUCUAGGUUAAUACCAAUAGAUCAAGCUCAAGUUACAACAUUAGUGCAAGGGACAUUGGGUUAUUUGGAUCCGGAAUAUUUCCAUACAAGCCAGCUAACUGAGAAAAGUGAUGUUUAUAGCUUUGGUGUUGUUCUUGCUGAGCUCUUAACCAGUGAAAAACAUAUCUCCUUUGAGAGGAAAAUAGAAGAAAGAAACUUGGCAACGUACUUUGUUCUGUCGAUGAAAGAAGAUCGGUUGAUGGAAAUCCUUGAUCCUCAGUUAGUGAGGGAAGCUAGUGAAGUGCAGCUAAUUACAAUGGCAAAACUUGUAAAGAAAUGCCUUAGUGUUCAGGGUGAUGAUAGGCCUACCAUGAAGGAAGUGGCUCUCGAGUUAGAGGGUUUGAGGAAGCAAAAUAGGCAUCCUUGGGCUGAACGGAACUACGAGGAGGAGACAACGGGCUUAACGGGUCAAGAGGAUCUUUACCCAGUACCUUCAAAUGCUUCUAAUGGUAAUCAAAGUAUUGGGGAGUAUUCUGGCCAAUAUUCAGUGCAAACGCAUAUGAUUUCUGAGAUCAAUUGGCCUCGUUAAUAAUUGAAAACCCCCCUCCCCAAAAGAAAAUGAAGAGAAGAAAAAACGAUCGGAGCUGCGACUCCGAGCAGCCAUCUUCAUAUUGAUUAGAACUCUGUUUGUUUUGCUGCUCUUUAGAGCUGCUGGAAGGAUGUGGAACUGUGUCUUUAUUUGGCGAUCCAUGUUUGGGUUAUUCAAUUGGAAAUGUUCAAGGACGAGAUAGCUGGGUUGCAACUUGCAAGACCUUAUUACUUCCUCCGUUUCUUUGUACUCGCUACACUUUCCAUUAUGGGAAGUUUCACAUUACUUGCUACACUUCUUUUUUGGGCAAUAAACUCUCUCUAUCUCUCUCCUCCCACAUGGGUCC